UUUUGCAGUUGGACGCGUGUGGAAAUGAGCAGUUCUGCAGUGGAAGCAACUUUAUGCCUUAAACGGACGGACAGAUUUAUUUCAAACAACAUCUGGCUCGCGCCGAGGCUCCUCCACGAUCACCUGUCGAAGGGGGAACAAUACAGGUCUUUCUCAUGUUAGAGGCUGGCUUCUCCCUCUGAAGGAUGAAAGAUGGCACAGCUGCUUGCACCACCAGGUCCAGACAGCUUCCGCCCCUUAAGUCGUGACUCCCUCAAAGCCAUCGAGAGACGUAUCGCGGAGGAGAAAGCCCAGAAACCCAAGAAAGAGAAGAGAAAACGCAAGGAUGAGAAUAAGCCCAAACCCAGCCGUGAGCUGGAAGCGGGAAAAUCCCUCCCUUUGCUGUAUGGGGAUGCUCCUAAAGGCAUGGUUUCGACACCGCUGGAGGACCUCGAUCCCUUCUACUGUAAUCAGAAAACUUUUAUAGUAUUAAACAGAGGAAAUGUCAUCUUCCGCUUCAACGCUGCUCCUGCCUUGUACCUCCUGAGCCCCUUCAACCUUCUUAGAAGAAUAUCAAUAAAGAUUUUGGUACACUCAUAUCCUUUCACAUUUGCUUCCUUGACAACUGCUUGCAAAUUGUUCAGUAUGUUCAUCAUGUGCACUAUCCUCGCUAACUGUGCAUAUAUGACACGCAGUCAGGAUUCGGCCCAGUGGGCGAAGUAUGUUGAGUACACAUUCACUGCAAUCUAUACGCUUGAAUCCGUCAUUAAAAUUUUAGCCCGAGGGUUCUGCAUAGGGAAGUUCACCUUUCUAAGAGAUCCCUGGAACUGGCUGGAUUUCAGUGUAAUUGUCCUGGCGUAUGCAACGGCACUGAUUCCAGGCCUAGGUAAUUUUUCGGCGCUUCGAAUAUUCAGAGUGCUAAGAGCUUUUAAAGCUAUUUCAGUUAUCCCAGGCCUGAAGACCAUCGUGGGUGCCUUGUUCCAGUCAGUGAAGAAGCUUGUACAUGUGAUGAUUCUCACCGUCUUCUGCUUGAGCGUCUUUGCCCUCAUAGGGUUACAACUGUUUAUGGGCCAUUUAAAGCAAAAGUGUGUAAGGAUUCCUAAUAAUGACACCUCAUACAAUGGAACAGAAAACGGCACAUUCAACUGGGAGACGUACAAGAUCAAUAGCAGUAAUCAUUAUUACCUUCCAGGCAAGCGAGAUCCAUUGCUUUGUGGAAACGGCAGUGAAGCUGGGCAGUGUCCAGAUGGUUUUUUUUGCUGCAAAGCAGGAAACAACCCUGACUAUAAUUACACCAGUUUUGACUCUUUUGGUUGGGCCUUCCUCUCUCUGUUUCGACUGAUGACACAGGACUACUGGGAAAACCUUUACCAGCAGACGUUGCGAGCGUCUGGGAAGCCCUACAUGAUCUUUUUUGUGCUGGUGAUAUUCCUUGGUUCUUUCUACCUGAUCAACCUGAUCUUGGCUGUCGUAGCCAUGGCCUACGAGGAGCAGAGUCAGGUCACCAUAAAGGAGGGGAUUGAGAAGGAGGAAGAGUUUCAGGCCAUGCUUGAGCAGCUGAAACGGCAGCAAGAGGACGCUCAGGCAGCGGCAACUGCUGCAGGCGCUGGGGAGGCAAGCGAUAAAGUCACUGGCCCUGAGAGCUCCUCUGACACCUCCAAGCUCAGCUCCAAAAGUGCCAAAGAGAGACGUAACAGACGCAGGAAAAAAAAGGAGGAAGAGGGCAAAGGGGCCGAUGAGAAGGUUCCUAAAUCAGGAGUCAACGAAUCACGCGACGGUGUGUGGAAAGGCCGCUGCCGCUUCUCUGUGGACGCAAACCAGCUCAACUAUGACAUGAAAUGCUCAUCCGCACAUCAGUCCUUUCUGAGCUUUCGUGGACCCCUCUUCUCAUCCAGAAGGAACAGCAAGACCAGCCUUUUCAGUUUCCGAAGCCAAGCGCAGGAAAAUGGCUCAGAUAAUGAGUUUGCCGAUGAUGAGAACAGCAUUUUUGAGGACAACCUGAGUCGGAGGGGCUCUUUUUUUCAUCCCAGAAGUUGUGAUCGACGCAGCAGCAGUAUGAGCCAACGGAGUUUCUUAUCGCAUCUCCUUUUUUCACCCAAUGGGAUAAAGCACAGCUCUGUAAACUGCAAUGGCGUUGUUUCUCUCGUGGGUGGGAAUUCACUCCCAUCAUCACCUGUGGGGCUCCUUCUGCCUAAGGUGAUGGUCGAUAUGGCCUCCACUGGAGACAAUGCUGACACCACUGACACGGAGUACAGACAGGCGGUUGGAGGAACAGAACAGGAGUUUAUAGACUUCCUGGAGGGUCCAGAGGCCAGACAAAGAGCUUACAGUAUAGCCAGUGUCAUAACCAACACUAUGGAGGAGCUUGAAGAAUCGAGGCAGAAGUGUCCUCCUUGCUGGUACGAUUUUGCCCACACCUUCCUCAUCUGGGACCGUUGUCCAGCAUGGCUGAAGAUCAAGAGGAUAGUUAAACUAAUUGUGAUGGAUCCAUUUGGGGACCUCACCAUCACCAUCUGCAUUGUACUCAACACAUUGUUUAUGGCCAUGGAGCAUUAUCCAAUGUCCCCUGGUUUCAUCCAAAUGCUAAACGUGGGCAAUCUGAUAUUCACAAGUAUCUUCACGGCCGAAAUGGUCCUCAAGAUCAUUGCUUUGGACCCAUACUAUUACUUCCAGGAGAAAUGGAAUAUUUUCGAUGCAGUCAUUGUCGGUUUAAGCUUGAUAGAGCUUUGCUCUUCCAAGCCGGGCAGCGUGUCUGUUCUGAGGUCAUUCAGAUUGUUGAGAGUAUUCAAGUUGGCCAAAUCAUGGCCCACACUUAACACGCUGAUCAAAAUAAUUGGUAAUUCAGUGGGUGCUUUGGGCAACCUGACGCUGGUAUUGGCCAUUAUUGUCUUCAUCUUUGCCGUGGUCGGCAUGCAGCUGUUUGGAAAACGCUACGAGGAAUGUGUGUGUAAAAUCUCUGCCGAUUGCACUCUGCCCCGCUGGCACAUGAAGGACUUCUUUCAUUCAUUCCUCAUUGUGUUCCGAGUGCUAUGUGGAGAGUGGAUAGAGACCAUGUGGGACUGUAUGGAGGUGGCUGGGACCCACAUGUGCAUCACUGUCUACAUGAUGGUCAUGGUUAUUGGAAACCUUGUGGUGCUGAACUUGUUCCUGGCCCUGCUGCUGAGUUCGUUCAGUGCUGACAAUCUGGCAGCGAUAGAAGAUGAUAGCGAAAUGAACAACCUGCAGAUUGCCAUUGGUCGGAUUCGCAGAGGCUUCGCCUUCACCAAGUCCCUGCUUCGAAACAGCUGUAACAGUGUUUGUCUAAGGAGGAAGAAAAAAUGGAAGGGUGAGGAAAACUCUCUGGACGAGCUCCACAAAACUUUAGGGCCAAAUGGUGUCCCCAACCAUACCAUCAAAGACUUCCCUAAGAACGGAAAUGGGGAUGUGACCGGAGUGGACAAAACCGGAGACAAGUACAUAGUCAGCAGCAAGAGUGAUGAUUCUAUAAUGUCUUUCAUCAACAAUCCCAGUCUCACUGUCACAGUCCCCAUAGCAGUGGGAGAGUCUGACUUUGAGAACCUUAACACGGAGGACUUCAGCAGUCUCUCGUCUGAUGCAGCAGGAUGCAAAGUGAUUGUAGAAGACGAUGGCCAGCUCAGCUCCUCUGACGGCAGCACAGUAGACUUGGGUCCAGGCGGGGAGGGAGGAGAGUCGAUGGACUUUGAAUUGGACAACUCUAUGGUACCUGACGCCUGCUUUCCUGAUGGCUGCGUUAAACGGUUUGAGUGCUGUCAGGUCAAUGCGGAGGUGGGCUGGUGGAAGGUUUGGUGGAAGCUCAGGAAGACCUGUUUCCGGAUCGUUGAGCACAACUGGUUCGAGAGCUUCAUCAUCUUCAUGAUCCUGCUUAGCAGUGGAGCACUGGCAUUUGAGGAUGUCUACAUUGCGAAGAGGAAGAACAUUCAAAUAGUGUUGCAAUUUGCAGACAAGAUCUUCACCUAUAUCUUCAUCCUGGAGAUGUUACUGAAGUGGGUGGCAUAUGGAUUUGCCAAGUAUUUUACCAAUGCCUGGUGCUGGCUGGACUUCCUCAUUGUUGAUGUGUCACUGGUCACCACCGUAGCCAAUGCUCUGGGGUAUUCUGACCUCGGCGCCAUCAAGUCUCUGAGAACCCUUCGAGCUCUGAGGCCACUCAGAGCCCUGUCACGGUUUGAUGGCAUGAGGGUGGUUGUCAAUGCCCUGCUCGGAGCCAUUCCUUCCAUCUUCAAUGUGCUGCUAGUUUGUCUCAUCUUUUGGCUCAUCUUCAGCAUCAUGGGAGUUAACCUAUUAGCUGGAAAGUAUGGCCAUUGUGUCAACAGAACCUCAGAUAUGGAUUUCAAUACAUCAGAGGUGAAAAACAAGUCAGAUUGUGAUAGUUUGGGCAAAGAAAUUGCUAUCUGGAAGAUUGCCAAAAUCAACUUUGACAAUGUUGGCAUGGGUUACCUUGCGCUGCUGCAAGUGGCUACAUUCAAGGGCUGGAUGGAUAUCAUGUAUCCUGCUGUGGACUCGCAAAGCAUGGCAGAAGAACAACCAGAAUAUGAGAUCAACCUUAAGAUGUACAUGUAUUUUGUAGUUUUCAUCAUAUUUGGAGCCUUCUUCACACUCAAUCUCUUUAUCGGCGUUAUCAUAGACAAUUUCAAUCAGCAAAAGAAAAAGUUUGGAGGUCAAGACAUCUUCAUGACUGAAGAACAGAAAAAAUAUUACAAUGCCAUGAAAAAGCUGGGAUCAAAGAAACCACAAAAGCCUAUUCCUAGACCAUCGAACAAAAUUCAAGGACACAUUUUUGACUUCACCACAAAACAAGCCUUCGAAAUAAUAAUAAUGGUUUUAAUAUGGCUAAAUAUGGUAGCCAUGAUGGUGGAAACUGACGAUCAGUCUGCGGAAACAACUGAAGUUCUCCAUAAAAUAAAUAUAUUUUUUAUUAUCAUCUUCACUGGAGAGUGUUUAUUGAAGAUGAUCUCACUUCGCCAUUACUUUUUCACAAAUGGUUGGAAUGUAUUUGAUUUCAUCGUAGUCGUCCUGUCAAUCAUUGGCAUGUUUCUCGCAAACCUGAUUGAGAAGUAUUUUGUCUCACCAACCUUAUUCAGAGUCAUCCGCUUGGCCCGUAUUGGACGCGUCCUCCGCCUUAUUAAAAGUGCCAAAGGCAUCCGCACACUCCUGUUUGCCUUGAUGAUGUCACUUCCUGCCUUGUUCAACAUUGGUCUCCUACUCUUCUUGGUGAUGUUUAUCUAUGCCAUCUUUGGCAUGUCAAACUUUGCUUAUGUCAAGAGGGAAUCAGGCAUUGACGACCUUUUUAACUUUGAGACAUUUGGCAACAGCAUGAUUUGUUUGUUCCAGAUUACCACUUCAGCAGGGUGGGAUGGCCUGCUAGCGCCCAUUCUCAACAAUCAUGAGGACGAUUGUAACAAUAGCACGGAGCAUCCCGGCAGUCACAUUAAGGGAGACUGUGGGAAUCCUCCUGUAGGCAUCGCCUUCUUCGUGAGCUACAUCAUCAUCUGUUUCCUGAUCGUGGUCAAUAUGUACAUUGCAGUUAUCCUAGAAAACUUCAGUGUGGCCACGGAGGAGAGCGCGGACCCACUAAGUGAGGAUGAUUUCGAAACAUUUUACGAGGUCUGGGAAAGGUUUGAUCCUUGUGCGACGCAGUUCAUGGAGUACGAUAAGCUGUCCGAAUUCGCCGACGCACUGGAUCCACCGUUGCGCAUAGCCAUGCCUAACAAGAUGGAACUGAUCUCAAUGGAUCUACCGAUGGUGAGCGGCGAACGCAUUCACUGCCUGGACAUCCUGUUUGCGUUUACAAAACGCGUUCUGGGCGAGGGAGGAGAGAUGGAUAUUCUGAGGGGGCAGAUGGAGGAGCGCUUCGUGGCCUCCAAUCCUUCUAAAUUGUCCUACGAACCCAUCACCACCACUCUGCUCCGUAAACAGGAGGACACAUCCGCCACUAUCAUCCAGAGAGCAUUCAGGAGAUAUUCAAGGAAACAUGCUGCUAGGAGUCCCUCUGACACACGCGGGGGCAACAUUCAAAAGGAUGUAACGCUCAUUGACGAUGGGGAUCUGGUCACAGGCAAACUUCAAGACAUUUCUAGUGAUGAUAAAAGUGAACCGACACCUUCAGCAGUCCCUCAGCCUCCGUGUAACAAUGUGACAACAAAUGGAAAAAACAAAUAUGAAAAAGACAAGAGUGAAAAGGAGGUUGAGGGCAAAGAUGUCAGAGAGCGAAUGGAGGAUGAAGAAACAACGUUGGCUUUGAUAAGAUGCUACUGCUAUGAAAAGUAUUUCAACCACGCAGUGAACACUUCUGCCGCAGCGCGGAAGAAAUUCACCCAUGAUCCCAUCUAUACCUUUUUCCAUGCAUAUGCCACCUUGAUGCAAGAUAAAAUCCAAGAAGCCUCAAUGGAGCUGGACACGUUAAGAGACAGUCGAGACGUGUCUCUCUGCACGUUAAUGGCUCUCGUCUAUGCAGAGAAAAAAAAGACUAACCCCGAAAGAGAAGUCAUCCAAGAACUCGAUGCUAAGGUCAAGGAGGAUCGAAAAAGUGCGUCUCCCAAGAGUCUGUACUACGCUGGGACGUUUCUCUGGCUAUUAGGGCGAAAUGAUAAGGCAAGGGACUACACAGAGAGAAUGAUUAAACUCUCCGGUGGCUCUAGAGAGGGGAUGAUCCUAAAAGCCUGGAUAGAUGUGACAUCUGGUAAAGACGCCUACGCCAGAAAGGCUGGAAAGUAUUUCGAUGAGGGACUGAAAGAGAAGGCAGAUGUUUUUGCUCUGAUGGGAAAGGCACAAUACUAUGAAUAUCGUCAGAACUACUCCGGAGCAUUGGAGAUGGUCAACAAGGUCAUCGUUAGUUUUCCUGGUUUCUUGCCCGCACUCACCAAGAAGAUGAAACUGUUGCUCAGCCUUCAAGACUGGGAGCAAACCAUCAAUGCAUCACACAGGCUCUUACAGAAGGAUACAAAUAAUUUGGAGGCACUGCGGAUGCUGGCUCUACAUUCUUUAUGUAGAGAUGGAGAUAUUACUGAGUCGGUAAAGCAGCUUUCAAACCUCAUCGGCAGCAUUGAGGUCAUGGAACCACACAACCCAGAGCUCUUCUACAGGAUGUCUCUGGCCUUCACCCGGGUUUGUGGACGGAAUGAGAAAGUUAUUGAGCAGACGUUUAGGAUGGUGGAAAGAGCCUUCUCUGUGGCAUCAGGGGACUCCGAUUUCGCCACAGAGUUGGGCUACCAGAUGGUGCUUCAGGGCAGAGUCAAGGAGGCCAUGAAGUGGUACAAGACAGCCAUGGCUUUGGAUGAGACAAGUGUCUCUGCUUUGACUGGGAUAAUUCGUUGCCAGUUGAUAGAGGGCCAACUUGAAGACGCAGAACAACAGUUGGAAUUUCUCACAGAGAUUCAACAAUCUAUUGGAAAAUCAGGCGAGCUACUGUACCUACGUGCUCUGCUGGCGGUUAAAAAGCUCCGCUCCCCGGAAGAGGUGACCAAUCUGCUGAAUGAUGCCGUGGACACACACUUUUCCGCUCUGCAGGGUCUACCUCUGGGAGUGGAGUACCUUGAGAAGCUGAACCCGGACUUCCUAUUGGAGAUUGUCAAAGAGUAUCUUGCAUUGUGUCCCGCUAAGCCUCCAGCACAGGGCCAGCCUUCGGCUCCUCAGCUUCAGCACUGUGCCACUUUGUUGGACACUGUGGUCAAGAUUGUCCCCGGUCUACCCCAAGGGGUUUUCCUGCUAGCCAAAGUCAGAUAUCAGUCUGGUGACAUUGUAGCUGCUCAGAGCAGUUUACAACGCUGUCUGGACCAGUGUCCUUCUUAUGCAGAUGCUCAUCUGCUAAUGGCACAGAUUCAUCUGCUACAGGGUAACUUUCCAUUGUCUUCCCAGUCUCUUGAACUCUGCCUCAGCCACAACUUUGAGAUACGAGAACAUCCGUUGUACCACCUGAUAAAUGCUCAGGCUAAGAAGAAAAUGGGUGAGCUGACAGAGGCCAUUCAGACACUGCAGAUGGCCAUGAGUCUUCCAGGUGUCCGCAGAGCUGGAUCCUCGUCCAAAUCCAAGCACAAGAAGAUUGUGCUGAGUUCUGCGGACUGCGUCUCCGUCUUCUUGGAGUUAGCUGAGGCCCUGUGGCUCAACGGAGAACAGCAUGAAGCAGCAAAGGUGAUGCAGGAUGCCAUCAAUGAGUUCUCGGGAACCCCUGAGGAGCUACGCGUCACCAUUGCCAAUGCGGACUUGGCUCUGCUGCGCGGAGACACCGAGCAGGCACUGAGUAUGCUCAGAAACAUUACCCCGGAGCAGCCGUACUACAUCCAAGCCAAGGAGAAAAUGGCAUACACGUAUCUGAACCACAGGAAGGACAAACGUCUGUAUGCCAGCUGUUUCAGGGAAAUGGUUGAGAAGAUGCCCAGCCCAUACACAUACCUCUUAUUAGGUGACGCCUACAUGAACAUUCAAGAACCCGAAAAGGCCAUUGAGGUUUAUGAGCAAGCUCUGAAGAAAACCCCCAAAGAUGGUGCCCUAGCCAGCAAGAUUGGGAGAGCCCUGGUCAAGACUCAUAACUACAUGAAGGCAAUAAAUUACUACGAAGCAGCCCUGAAGACGGAGCAGCAGAACUUCCUGCGCUACGACCUGGCUGAGCUGCUGAUGAAGAUGAAGCAAUAUCCGCGCUGUGAGGGAGUUCUGAAUGAAGCUUUGGCCCAUGAGUCAGUGGACGAAGUGCCGGCGCUCUCCGAUGAUUGCCGCUAUCUGGUGCUGUUGGCAAAGGUCCAAAACAAGGUGGACAAAAAUGAGGAAGCUCUCCUUUCCCUGCAAAGAGCCCGGGAUGUGCAGGCCAAGGUGCUGAAGCGGGUGCAGUUGGAGCAGCCUGACGCCGUCCCCACGCAGAAACAGCUUGCCGCCGAGAUCUGCGCUGAGAUCGCGAAACACUACACAAGUCAGAGGGGCUAUGAGAGGGCAGUCAAAUUCUACAAAGAAGCUCUUGUGUAUUGUGAGACGGAUCGCAAGGUGAUGAUGGAGUUGGCCCGGCUGUACCUCACUCUAGGUGAGGUUGACGCAUGCCAGGAGCAGUGCAGCGUCAUUCUGAAGAGCGACCAGUGUAACGAAGACGCCACUCUGAUGAUGGCUGACAUUAUGUUUAGGAAGCAGGACUACGAGAAGGCCGUUUUCCACUUCCAACAACUCCUGGAGCGCAAACCAGACAACUACCCAACACUGUCACGUCUCAUUGACUUGUUGAGGAGGGCCGGCAAGUUAGAAGAAGUUCCCAGAUUUAUUGAUAUGGCAGAAAAACAUUCUUCCAGGACUAAAUUUGACCCUGGGUUCAACUACUGCAAUGGACUUUAUCUGUGGUUCACAGGACAACCCAAUGAUGCUCUGCGGCAUUUCAACAAAGCAAGGAAAGACAAUGAUUGGGGUCAAAACGCUGUGUACAACAUGAUUGAAAUCUACCUAAACCCUGACAAUGACACCAUGGGAGGAGAAGUAUUUGAGAAUUUAGAUGGUGAAAUAGGGAACUCCACGGAGAAGCAGGAGUCAGAGCAGCUCGCUGUGAGAACGGCGGAUAAGCUGCUGAAGGAGUUAAGGCCACAGACGCCAGGAGGACACACACAGCUCCGCAUUCUGGAGAACUACUGCUUUCUGGCCACUAAACAGAAGGCCAAUGUGGAGAAAGCCCUUAGUGUUUUCACAGAGAUUGCAAACAGUGAAAGCGACCAUGUACCGGCACUCCUGGCCAUGGCGACAGCUUACAUGAUGCUGAAACAGACUCCCCGAGCCAGGAACCAGCUCAAACGCAUCGCUAAGAUGAACUGGAGCCUUGUUGAUGCCGAUGAGUUUGAGAAGAGCUGGCUGCUCUUGGCAGACAUCUACAUCCAUUUGGGAAAGUACGACAUGGCCGGUGACCUGUUGAAGAGAUGCCUCAACCAUAACAAGUCAUGCUGUAAGGCUUAUGAGUAUCUGGGCUACAUAAUGGAAAAGGAGCAGGCAUUCCGUGAUGCAGCACUCAACUAUGAACUGGCUUGGAAAUAUGGAAAUCGAACGAACCCAACUAUUGGUUACAAGCUGGCUUUCAACUACUUAAAAGCAAAGAGGCAUGUUGAUGCCAUAGAUGUGUGUCAUAAGGUUUUGGCUGCUCAUCCAAAUUACCCAAAAAUGAAAAAGGAAAUCCUGGACAAAGCUCGUGGUGCUCUGAGAUCGUAGUGUUGGAAGUGUGUGUGUGUGUGUGUGUGUGUGUGUGUGUGUGUGUGUGUGUGUGUGUGUGUGUGUGUGUGUGUGUGUGUGUGUGUGUGUGUGUGUGUGUGUGUGUGUGUGAGAGAGAGAGGGAAAGAGAAAUAGAUGAGGUCAAUGCUUCUGUAAUAAAUAAAUGUGUUACUUUGAUUGAAGUCCUCUUUUAUUGUUUAGCUUUAGCUUUUAUGUGUCGCGAUACAUUCAGUGGGUUGUUAUUUGUGGUGUUUCUUUUGAAGAAAACUUCCUUAAAAACAUUGAAUAAAUGAAUUGUUGGGUUGUGGCAAUCCUGAGGGAAAACAAUGCAGUGGAGUUCAAGGAAUUAAAACCAAAUACCCAAAUGGCUUGUAAGGAAGUGUAUUUUUUUACUAAAUUAAUAAUCAGUUUUCAUUUGCUAAAAUCCCCAUGUACAUUGUCUGUGAAAAUGACCUACAGUACAUUUAUAGAAAAUGAAUAUCAACUAGUGUGUUGAUAAAUAAUUAUAGUGUAAAGCUUGUAUUUCAUAUCAAAUAAAAUAUAUUCCGCUA
Messenger RNA from Gasterosteus aculeatus aculeatus (three-spined stickleback), 10712 nucleotides. It is a transcript of the gene ttc21b, whose product is annotated as tetratricopeptide repeat domain 21B. NCBI's taxonomy places the organism in Eukaryota, Metazoa, Chordata, Actinopteri, Perciformes, Gasterosteidae. The record is from RefSeq and is a predicted model, not a curated record. Gene Ontology annotation, cellular component: intraciliary transport particle A. Gene Ontology annotation, molecular function: identical protein binding. Gene Ontology annotation, biological process: protein localization to cilium; intraciliary retrograde transport.